AUGGUUAACUCGAUUUUCAAAGCAUUUUUCAUAUCUCUAUCCACCUCCAAAAUCUCUUCUUUCAGACGCGAAGAUUACUGUAAUUUCAAUCGAUAUAUGCAAUAUGUAUAUUCAAAUUCUCUUGAGAGGAAAACUGUGAACGUUGUUCUAGAGAGAGAAAGGAGUUGUUUUGAAGUUCGAUCAGACGUUUUAGAGAGAGUAGACCGGAAAAUGAAUGCCGUGGGGAGGCAGAGAUCCGGUGCAUCAACGGCGCACCACCAGCGACAGUACUCCGACAACUGGAUAGACACUCCAUCGAAUGGACGGUUAUUACAAUCAGCUGAUCUCCAACACCUACAGUCAAACAAUGCAGUCUCUCCUCUUCAGAAUGUACAGGAGUGUGUAAGCACAGAGGAAUUAGAGGAAGUGAUUUGUUUGGGGAUCCAUUGCACCGACUAGGGAUUCAUGACCUACAGGCCGGAGAAUGAAUGUGGAGGAGCAAGUUUCCAAAAAUGAGUGUAGCCCUGGACUAUUGGAUCUGCAUUCUUUUAUACCGAGCUUCUCCCUGAGGUGAUUUAGAGUUUUUAAAGUAAAAUUAUGUUCAAGCUCUGUCUUGUUAACUCAUUUGUCUAUCAACGUAUGUGGUGGCAGUGGUGCGCGGUUUAUUCUUUCAAUAGUCCAUGUAAUGUAAUUCAUUUGAACUUCUUGUGCUUCCUUGUUUCCUUUCUUUCUUUCUUUUGUUUGAGGAUGGCAAGUUUGUGUUGUCGGGUUUGUGGUGGAAAAUUGAUACAUGCAUUUAAAAAUUAAAAAAACUGAUUAGACUGUAGAGAAUAAUAAUUAUACCGAAAUGUAGGAGAAGGCAACAUAUCUUUCAUGGAUUAAUGAGUUGGAUUUAUAUACAAGUCUACAAGUGUCCUAUAGUGUUCGCGAAAUAUUUCUUUCGAUUUAAAUUAUCGCAAGCGUACGGUUCGUUAACAAGUAAUAAAGUGGAU
This is a messenger RNA of Olea europaea var. sylvestris, 971 nucleotides long. RefSeq lists its product as uncharacterized. The record is from RefSeq and is a predicted model, not a curated record. The transcript has 2 exons. The coding region runs from base 1 to 438 and encodes 145 amino acids. Lineage: Eukaryota; Viridiplantae; Streptophyta; Magnoliopsida; Lamiales; Oleaceae.